Messenger RNA from Temnothorax curvispinosus, 771 nucleotides. RefSeq lists its product as uncharacterized. The transcript has a single exon. Bases 1 to 771 code for a protein of 256 amino acids. The record is from RefSeq and is a predicted model, not a curated record. NCBI's taxonomy places the organism in Eukaryota, Metazoa, Arthropoda, Insecta, Hymenoptera, Formicidae.
AUGUGCCACGUUUGCAAACGGUUUGGCGACGACGUUUUGAAGCGAUGCAGUAACUGUAAGAUAAUCCUCUAUUGUGGUUCUGAACAUCAGAAGCAGCACUGGAAGAAGCACAAAUCUUUGUGCAAAGCAAUACAGAACGUGCUGCCAUAUUACAGCAUGGAUGAUGGCGGUGAAACUACGGAUGAUGAAUUAUGGACCGAAAAGAAGCUGAUGUUCAUGCAGCUAGUGUCGUCUAGGUUGGGACGUCGCCUGAAUGCGGAUGAGAUGCAAAUGUUCUGUUUUCCAAGAGAGGGCCUAGUUUGCCACGAACGGAACAAGUCGUUGGAGAGUUGUCAGAAGUGUGCUGCCAGCUUUUGUAAAAAUCACAAAGACGGCAUUGAGCACAGAGACAUAUGCGCUCCCCUGGAACUAUGUCUUUGCACAGAUUUAUUUUCUAUGCGAGAGGGAAACAGUCCUCUGGACUUGCAUUUUUACUUACAACACAUUUCCUGCACGAGUACAUUUCAGAACAUGAAAGACUUUAUAGAGGCUUUUGGGAAUAUUCAGAUUGACUCGGAGAUGUCGCACAACGUCUGGGCAGCUCAACAUUCAGAAUAUCUGACAUGUUCCUUAACAUUGUUUUAUGUUAUGCGAUUAUUAAAGUAUGUCCCAAAAAGUAAAAAUCUAGUCAUUCAUGUUCUAGGUACGAAUGGGUCCGACGAAAUCUUCCGGACAUUUUGGGAAAUUUUGCCGCGUUUAAUAGGAACCAUGAUGAUAGUUAUAGUAACGUGA